This is a messenger RNA of Helicoverpa zea (corn earworm), 3991 nucleotides long. Its product is annotated as facilitated trehalose transporter Tret1-like. The record is from RefSeq and is a predicted model, not a curated record. Bases 279 to 1691 code for a protein of 470 amino acids. Gene Ontology annotation, cellular component: membrane. NCBI's taxonomy places the organism in Eukaryota, Metazoa, Arthropoda, Insecta, Lepidoptera, Noctuidae. Gene Ontology annotation, molecular function: transmembrane transporter activity. The transcript is spliced from 4 exons. Gene Ontology annotation, biological process: transmembrane transport.
GCUCGGCAGAGGCGCCCCGCCGCGGACGACUUCACGCAGUACUUUGACAGCUGAAACCGUCAACAAAACGGGAAUAUUAUUGUGUUGUCUGGGCGCGUUCAGCUAACCAUUGACGCUUACAACGAAACGCGGACAACACGUGGCCGAGUAAUAUUAGCGCGACAGCGGCAUGCUACACCGCACGCUCAGUCGCGCACCGCAUCACUCCGUGUCCCCAUGCGUGCUCCGCUGUCACAGAGCAUAAAUGUUAGUGCCCAAAGUUCGCGACAACACCGACAAUGACCAACAGCCGCAAGUGGAGGGAAUAUGUGACGGCUCUCAGCGCUACUUUGAUCACGGCGGCGGCUGGCACCACAGUGGGCUGGACUUCACCCACGCUGCCUAUUCUGCUAGCCCCAGACUCGCCCAUAGAGACCUCAGCAGAUCAGAGCUCAUGGAUCGCCUCACUUAUGAUAUUAUGUUCCGCCGCAAGUCCCAUUCCUGCAUCAUACCUGGCAGACAGGAUCGGCACAAAGAAGACGUUACUCCUCGCUUCAGUGCCCUACAUCAUUGGUUGGAUACUAGUGAUGUUCGCAGGGAACGUACCCACGAUAUACGCGUCUCGUCUGAUCUCAGGUCUCGGCUACGGUAUUGCUUACACCACCGCGCCCAUGUACCUCGGAGAAAUCGCGUCCGAUGACGUCAGAGGCGCCAUGGCAACACUCAUCACUGUCAUGUCGAAGUUUGGUAUCCUGUCUCAGUAUUGCAUCGGGCCGUACGUGUCCAUGCUUGGCCUAGCGAGCUUUAACAUCGCCAUACCGAUCCUCUUCGUGGUGACGUUCAGCACCAUGCCAGAGUCGCCAUACUACUACAUCAAACACGGACAGAAGCAAGAAGCUGAAUCCUCACUCAAAAAACUAAGAGGCAGAAGCUACGUUAGAGAGGAAUUAGAAAGUAUGAGCAAUUUGGUCACAGAAAACAUGAAGGAAAAAGGCCGGUGGAAAGACUUGUUCACUGUGGGAGGGAACAGAAAGGGCCUCAUCAUUCUGAUGGGCAUAUAUUUUACCCAACAGUUCUGUGGCAGCACGGCCAUCAUAUCGUAUGCUCAGCAGAUAUUUGGUGCAGCUGAGGGAGGUUUGGGAGCCGAAGAAUCUUGCAUACUAUUCGGCACAGUGCAGCUCCUUACAUCGGCGAUGUCCUCACAACUAGUGGACAGGUUGGGAAGAAAACCCCUACUACUUAUAUCAUCAUGUGGCGUCGGACUAGCCAACGUCAUUAUCGGGGCGUACUUCUUCAUGAAACACCAAAACAGCGAGUACAUCGUCAGUGUGAAAUUCAUUCCUAUCGUUGUGAUACCAAUAUUUAUAUUCUCAUAUACUAUAGGUUUAGCUACAGUGCCUUUCGCAAUAACUUCGGAAAUAUUCCCCACAAACAUUAAAUCAAAAGCGACUUGUGUGAUCCAAAUAUUUGUGGCGCUAAUGACGUUCGCAGUGACGAAGUUGUAUCAAGUGGUGGCGGAUAAUUUAGGUAACUACGUCGCUUUCUGGGGAUUCGGUGUGUUGUCGGUGUUCGGUGUUAUAUUUAUAUUAUUGCAACUGCCUGAAACUAAAGGACAGUCCUUCGCAGCGAUACAAGAGAAAUUGUAUUCGCCCAAAAAAGUAGUGUACGAGAAGGGUGAGGACCAUAUGGCUAGCGUUAAGAUCACUUUGUGAUGAAGUACAUUAUUUUUAAUUUAAAGUAUACGUAUUUUAUAAGUUUAUUUAAAACUGUACACUUUAUUUAAGCCGUUUGUUAUGCGUAGUACUUUAACAUUAUGCAGUACUUAAUUCUCCGUCCGCGCUACGUGGCGACAUUCCGCAGAGAACCCAAUUUGUGGAGUCUGUCUUCUUUGUUUGUUAUAUUGUGGUUGUUUACUGUUACAGCGAGACCUAUAAAGACCAAAGAAUUGACUAUUAAGUGCUGCGACACGAAUUUGGGUUCCUUGUUCUCUUUCUCUAUAAGGUUUCGAAUUUAAUUUUUACCAUAGAAAAAUAGCCAAUUUAUGUAUUUUAAGAUACUUAUUUAUAAAUAUAUAGAAGAAUGGACUUCCGUUUCCAUCUAAUGCCAAGUUUUGUACGUAUAUAAAAGACUAGAUCUACUAUUUUACACGAAAACAUAGUUUUUGUAAUUAAGUUUGAUAAGAGUAUUAUAUGUGCCAACAAAAUGCGGGCACUUACUUAAUUGUUCACAUUACCUAAUGUGAGAGAAAAUAAUGAUGUGCAACUACGGACUUGCAAACGGAAUAAGUGCCUCCAAAAAUUGCAACAUGAUACUUAAGUAUUUUUAUAAUAUAUGCAUGUUAUUAUUUAUUUACCAUAGUAUAAGCUCGUUCAAAAGUGCCUUUAUAUUAUAACUAACAUCUAAAUAGCAAAACAACAAGUACAAACAUAAUAUAAGUUACUGUAAUGUAAGUUCUUGUAAACUCUCGCCAAGUUUAUAAGGACGCCUAGUAUUCACAGAGAUUCUGAGAAAGGAAUUAUACUUUUGAAUAAAACAAAACAGCGUCGAAUGUUAAAAUAAUAUCGAAUCUCUUUACAUUGCUCUUUGUAUGAAUCCGAGAAUCGUAUGAAUGGAAAUGUUAGAACUCACACUGCGUCCAACUACAGACAUGCAGUAACACUAUUGUAUUCCAGACUCAUUGUUUAUUAAGCUCGUAUACAGAAAAAUAACAAAUUUUUGUGAUUAUAUAAUUUAGUUCCUAAUUCAAAAACUUAACAGUGUCAAUAGUGAUGCUCUCUGAGUUCCAAGCGUUACAGAUUAUAAAUGAGUUUCAGCACAACACUAGUUAAGCUUUAUUCGUGCCCUCCAAAUUGCCAGUCUGUUUACUAAAACAGGGGUGGCUAUUAUUUUUCCCUGUUUAGAAGUGGGAGUCAGGCCGGUACACAAGCGGUCAGCACAACUGCACUUCAUUAAGGCCUCGCUACAUUUUUGCAGGCAACUUGCUCUAACUCCACUCUAAAACUUGUUUACAGUUAAGAGCACUAUAUUUCGGACGGCUCUAAGCCGAUAUUGUAUCGGAUUAUAUUGCUAUACUGAAAUCUUUGAGCAAGGUACCGCUUUGGUGCGGUUUUGCUCCGAAUAAAAUAUAGGUACUAAAUAUAGUGAUGUUGUGAACACGUGGAUGAGAUUAUGAAUAAAGUGCCUUAUGAAAGCCUAACAUAUGCUGACGAUUAUGCAAGCAACCUUCUAAAACGAAAAUUUUGUUUCUUUAUCAUUAGGAAUACCUAGAACCUAUUUAUUUAAAAGGAAACUAUUUGAUUUUAUAGGUAUAAAUAACACAUUACAAUAACAAUUACUUAGAUACGAUUUUUACUAGCAGUUUUUUGUCACAAUCCUUGUUUUUUCGUUUUAUGAAGAAUAUUGUGGACCACUAAUUAUCAUAAUAUAAGAGAGAAUAUAAGUAAUUAUAAAUUAAAAUGCAUUUUAUUAACUAAUAGAGUCUUUUAUAAUUAACCAACUUACCUCAAGCUGCGACGUUAGCAAAGCUUGAAUAAUGAGUUUCUUUUCGGCACUACACUUAAGUACCAAAGCGGUACUACGGAAUAAAAUAUUAUAUAAUGGAGUUUACAAAUACCUAUUGUUUUUAUGAUCAAAUUUUCGUAUGUUUUAUGGCGCUUACCAAUUAAUAUUAGGUAAUAUUCAAGUGUGUCCAAACAUUUUUAUCAUUUGCUAAACUGCAUAGGUAGAUGCGCUCUUAGUGUAUACGGUGUAUAGCUAGUAUGAAAUAUAUUUCCGAGUGAUACCAGCCCAUUUAAAUGGACCUCACCUAAAUAUUACCUUAUAUUUUAUAACACAUGUAAUAUUAUUUUAUUGUGAUGUUACAAACAUUCCCAUUGUCUCACGGAUCCUCGUGCCAUUUAUACAAUAUGAAUAAAUAUAAUAAUUUAUUUUGUGAAGGUGAAAUGCAAUGUUCUGUAAGCAUCUCUAAUUGAUAAAUUGUAAACAUUUGUGAUUAAAAAUAAUUGUGAUAACA